Rhinolophus ferrumequinum (greater horseshoe bat) is the source of this 807-nucleotide messenger RNA. It is a transcript of the gene NPW, whose product is annotated as neuropeptide W. Gene Ontology annotation, biological process: G protein-coupled receptor signaling pathway; feeding behavior. Gene Ontology annotation, molecular function: G protein-coupled receptor binding. The coding region runs from base 1 to 807 and encodes 268 amino acids. The transcript is spliced from 3 exons. NCBI's taxonomy places the organism in Eukaryota, Metazoa, Chordata, Mammalia, Chiroptera, Rhinolophidae. The record is from RefSeq and is a predicted model, not a curated record.
AUGGGGGCACCGCGGCCCCUAAAGAGGGAGGAGGUGGCAGCGCCAGGGGACUCCGGCAGCCUGUGUCAUGUCACGCCGCCCGCCCACCGCGCACUCCAGCAGGCUCUCCAAGCCAAGGGACCCCAGGGGAGCGCGGUUCCUGCGCUCCGGCUGCCAGACCCCGCUGAGCCCGCUCCUGACCCUCCCUACCAGGUGGCCAUCGACAUGAACACCCUGGCACGGGGCACAGGAGUGCGGGGCGCCCCUGCGAGCCGGCCGCUGCUCGCACUGCUGCUGCUUCUGCUGCUGCCGCUGCCCGCAGGCGCCUGGUACAAGCACGUGGCGAGUCCCCGCUACCACACCGUGGGCCGCGCCGCGGGCCUGCUCAUGGGGCUUCGCCGCUCGCCCUACGUGUGGCGCCGCGCGCUGAGCCCCACUGCGGGGCCCCUUGCCUGGGAUACCCUGGGCGCGGCCCCCCAGGGGCUCUCUUCCAGAGACACCCUUUCCUCGGGGCCCGCCGCCCGUGAUGCGCUACUGCCUCCCUCCGGGGUUCAGGAACUGUGGGAGGUGCGACACAGCGGCUCCCGCGCAGGGCUCCCCGUGCGUGCGCCCCGGAGCCCGCUUGCCCCGGAGCCUGCGCCUGAACCCGAGCCGUGGCUGGGCGACGGUUCCUGGACCUCGGAGCAGACCAGUCUUGCUCUGUUCUUUCUAGAGCCUUCGGAGAGUCUCCCGCUCAGUGAUUCGCGCAGCGAACCGUCUUCGCGGGCCCUCGCCUCGCUCCGCGGCCGACCUGACCUCACCCUCUGCCCGUGGCGCGCCUGCGCCUGA